This is a messenger RNA of Branchiostoma floridae (Florida lancelet), 4861 nucleotides long. Its product is annotated as exonuclease mut-7 homolog. Gene Ontology annotation, biological process: nucleobase-containing compound metabolic process. Gene Ontology annotation, molecular function: 3'-5' exonuclease activity; nucleic acid binding. The transcript is spliced from 21 exons. The coding region runs from base 130 to 3582 and encodes 1150 amino acids. NCBI's taxonomy places the organism in Eukaryota, Metazoa, Chordata, Leptocardii, Amphioxiformes, Branchiostomatidae. The record is from RefSeq and is a predicted model, not a curated record.
ACGCGCGUUAGUACUUUACAUUGUGAUGCACUCUUGACCUCUAACCUGGCAUGUUGCGGAAUCUUACGAAAUCUUCCUGAAGAAACUUCUCUCCCUGUAACGUCAGAAAAAUAACGGCUAUAGCCCAAGAUGAUCACGUUUGUGCACAUAUGCUAUAUCCUCCUACAGGACACUCUGAGAAAAUUGUCGGACGCAUGGUGGCAGAGGAACACCAGAGCACUGUGCACUGAAGGGGACAGCUCAACAAAUGAAGACACUGUAGAAGGAGGAGACCAGAAAGGGACUAACAAAGGUGAAAAUAAUCAAGACAAAAAUCUAGGGAUAAAAAGCAGCAAGAGUUGGAGACUGCCGGUAGAGGUCCCUGACAAAGACUGGAUACAGGAUUCUGUGGUAGAGAAGGAGAGUGCAGAAGCAAACAGAACAGGCAAUGAGGAAAUUGAUGUAAGAAUUCCAGGAGAGCUUUCUAGAUCCAACCCUGAAGUCUCUCCAACCUUCCUAGCACAUCUGGAAAGAACUAAAGAGCAACAUACAAGAGAAACAGAAGAGGAAAGAAUGGCAGAGAGGAAGGACCAAGUGGCUAGGGAGCUCGUACAGCGUGGGGAAGCGAUUUUGAAGAUGAAGGUUAACAGGCAGAAGUACACGUGGAGAGAGUGGUAUGAGGAUAUAGAUGUGCUGUGGGCAAACAAGUGGUUCAACAGGUCAUCUGAGCUUCUUCAGGAAGGAUUUGCAAUGGUGUCCAACUCGUACUGUUUCACGCUGUACCUGAUGGAAGAGAGUCGCGGGCUCCGAGCCGCCAAGUCCUACUCACUGGCCAAUUAUGUCAUCAUGGAGUUUGAGAACUGGCUGAGGAGGCAGAGCAUCAUGGGAAGGAGUCCACAGUGUGAGAUAACCCCCCACAUGAAGCUCCAGGCAGUGAAGAUCGGGAUGGUGGGGCAUGCCAACCUGUUCGACCCACUCUGCCGUGUCUUCCACCUCGUGGGACCAGGGAACGAGUUUCUAGCAGAGCAUGUGGAGAUUCUGUUACACAAACAGCAAUAUAAAGAGGCCAUUCAUUGUGCAACCAAACUACAGCUUCAACAGUUCUUCGUCUUUGAAGAGAUUGCUGUGCCCUUGAUCCUCCAAGACAAGGUCAACAUGGUGGAGAGUUACAUUCAAGGUCAACAUGACCUUCAGGUAGCCAUGGUACAGUUGAUUGACAGCUGGUGUGCACAGGACUUUCGUAUGGACGACUAUCUGAAUGAGAGCACAGUUCCCUAUAUCAAGAGAGAGAAGUUGAAAAGGCGCCACCUUACCAAGCUGGCAGCUCGACUCAUUAAGCAAUACAGUCUACCUCCAGAGUUGUGCCCUAAUGUCAACAUACACAGGAAUCUUGGUGGCUUGAAGUUCAUCCUAUACAAGAAUUACAUACAGGGUGGCCUGGGGUCAGACAAUCUGGAUGAACUGAUACAGCAAUCCAUAGGAGACAGCCCUUUCCUACAUGAACAGCUAGUGGACCUGUUGGUUGGGUAUAAUGACAUGGAGGCUGCAGCACAGUGGGCCAGAAGGUGCAACGUUCCCGGGGAGAGACUUCCACCAGGCGUUGCCCAGGCCAUGGAGAAACUGGCAGAGGAGGCUGGAUCAUCUGCAGAAGCUGGUGAGGAGAACUGGGAGGAUGAGGUGGAAGAUGUGGAGAGCAGAUACUAUCAGAUGCCUCUCCACAUGGAGUUCAUUGACGUCAUUGGCACAGAGAAGGGACUAAGCAGCUGUGCGCAGAGACUCCUUCAGCCUGGUACAAUGGUAGGGUUAGAUGCAGAGUGGAGACCUUCGUUUGGAAACACUUUGAUCACUCAGAGGGUUUCCAUAGUGCAGCUGGCAAUCAAAGACAAGGUGUACAUCCUGGACAUGAUUGCACUGGUACAGAACACAGAGGUGGGGAAGCUGCAGGACUUCUUUUCCAGCCUCCUAGCCAGCCAGGACAUCAUCAUUAUAGGAUAUGGAAUUGACGGAGACUUCCAGAUGUUGGGCAGAUCCUACCCUUUCCUCAGGGAGGCCUUGUCUAAACGCAAGAGGGUCAUCGACCUAUCACAUGUAGCCGCAAGGGUCCACAAAGCUAACCCUGCUUUGCUGACGUUUGAUGCGGGAGAAACGGCCGAUGACGACUUCACAGGUGGAGCUUCCGCGAAGUCCGAUGCCCACGGCCUGUCUCAGCUGGUGCAGCAGUGUUUGGGACUUCCUCUGGCCAAAACAGAACAGCUGUCAGACUGGGAGAGACGCCCUCUCAGGAAGGCUCAGAUCCUGUAUGCCUCGCUGGAUGCAUACUGUCUUCUAGAGGUAUAUGACGUCCUGACAAAGAGAGUGAAGGAUGCUGGGAUUGCCAUUGACUUUGAAGCCCCUGCAGCCGGUAAGAAAAGCACAAGCGGUGGUGACAAGGGCAAGAAGGAGAAGAAGAAGAAGAAAGGAGAUGGCAAGGGGCCAAGAAAGCCUCCCACUGCACCUUGGAGUAAAGCAGGUAACAGCAGAAGCGUGUCCGCCCCAGGAAAGCCAACGAGCCCCCCCAUCCGUCCCGGAGAGCUGUCCGUGGUGUGUGACACCAUGCUGCAGGGGAUGGGGCGCCAGCUCAGGUGCUGCGGGGUCGAUGUCAGGAUCCUGGAGAACACCGACGAUCACGAUCGAGCAGCAGAGAUCGCCAGGUUAGAGAAGAGGAUUAUCCUGACCUGUGGCAUGCCUUACCAAACGCUGAGGUCGCAGGUAGGGGAAGGCAGGUGCCUGUGUUUAGACUCAGGUGUGGGACCGAGGGAACAGGUGCUGCAGGUGCUCCAGCACUUCAAUGUCAAGGUCACGCAGAGAGACAUCUUCAGCAGGUGUCAGGUGUGCAAUGGGAACAGGUACCUCCGCAUUCCGGCAGGAGAAAUGCGGCGUGCGCUGGACCGCAAACAGGAGCUGCUGCUGUGGGAGAGGGAGAUCUCCGGGGGAGAGGGGGCGGAAUGUGGGCCCCGCUCUUCAGAUGCAAAUUCCACCACCGCGCAUCUGAAUGACAGGCAUGAUGGGAGCAUUCUCGGGGAGAGCGACAUUCCUGUGGAGGGAGGGGCUAAUCCCGACGGUCCUGACGUGAAGGCCCCGGUGAGCAGGAACAAGGGCGGACAAGAUAAUGGCUCAUCUUUCCCGCCCUUUGCAGCACAAGGGGCCGGCUAUCAGGGUCUCGCAGGCACGAGAGCGGACCCCACGUCUAGGAGAAUAGUGGGUCAGAUUCGGGGAUCGUUAAACUUGGCUGGAGCAGAGGAAAAAUUUUUCACAUCGUUAGAUAAACAAUCUGAUGAUGGUGGGGUCGAGGAAAGCGCUUUGUCGUACAAUCCAACCUGCUUCUACUCGGACGGGAGGAUCAACAUGGAAUCUGUCACCAUUGGGGCGGGCGUUCCGCUUCAGAUCGACGCGGUUCCGCCGGGAAUUCUGACGAAGGUGUCGGAAUUCUUCUGCUGCGAGACCUGCGGGAAGGUGUUCUGGGAAGGGCGACAUUUCGAGCGGGUGAUCUCGCAGUUCGCUGAUGUCUUGAGCGACAUCGAGGAGGGAAAGGCAGCUGGAACUGUGUACAGCAAGGCAGAGUAGGGACUUUACUACUCAGCAGGGCUCUAGCCAGCAACCUUCAUUUCAUCAAUUGACAAAAUCAGAUUUGAAGACCAUCCUGACAUAAAUCAGAGGGUAGAGAUAUAAAAUGUCCAAAUUUGAAUAAAAUGACAGGCACAAUGACAGAAAAAAUUCUUUGUUGGAUCCUCCCAUCAAUAGAUGAUGGGAAAAAUUCAAGCUUGUGAGAGCCUGGCUAUUCUCCAAGCAGAGGUUGGGUCGCGGAGAUAUAGUAAUGGUCAGGGAUGCGUGCCGGUAAAAAAGCCUGACCACUACUAUAUCUCCACAACCAAACCUCUGCUUGGAGAAUAGAGCCCAGCUGCUAGCUUGGGUUCAGUCCCCUGUAGUACCUGCUGGUUCAAUGUUUUCGCUUGCUAUGUUCAAGCAGAAAGAUUGUGUUAGCCUGUUUCUACAGAGGAUGGCAACCCGGCUACGAUGCUGCACAGGGACUGGUCAAUAGACAAAAAAAUGAUCAAUUGAUCAAAAUCUGUUGUCAACAACCUCAGUAGCAGGGCAGUUGACAUAAGCAUAGAGAACAAAAUGUCAAGUAAAUAGCAAAUUGCUCAAGAAAAUUAAGAACAAACAUGAAGCGUGUUACGUCCAAUACUGCUUUAUUUUGACAUAAACACAAGACAAUCCUAGAAUAGAUAGACACUAAAACUUUACUUCCUAACCAUGUAUCCAAGCCUACAGUAGUUGCAGAUUCUUACAGGAACAAAGAGACUCAGCAGCAGCACCUAUGAUAGGUUUGUAUACAAAGCUAGUUAGUAGGAGGCGUUUCCGUUGAUACUGUUUAAUACUGCAUGAUACUUCUAUUUUUUUAUGAUGAGUGGAGAAUAAGUGCAAAGGUGCAAACUCAGGGCUACAUCUCUGUCGCAAUAUGUUGAAUCUUCCUGACUUUACUCUCUAGUGAUUUGAUUUUUAAUCUAUGUCUUUUGCAUACCUACAACAAUUGAAAACAAAUUAUCAUGCAGAAGAAAAAGGACCUUUUGGAAUGGACCAAAGCUUACAAGGCUAGACUUCAGACUAACCCUGUAAGUUGUAUGAAAAAUUCAAUAUACUCCCAAUUAUUGGCCAAGAACAAUCUGUAGAAAACUGUACAAUUUGGUUCAUGUCAAGUUUUAGAUUAAAGAUGUAUCAAUGGAUUUACAAUGAACACAAGAUGUUGAUUGCUUGACAUUUUAUCUGGUGAAAAUUGUCAAACACAGAGAGGUGAAAGAAGCUGCAAUUUUUAAUUUGCUAUUAAAGAUUAAUUUGUUCAAUA